Molecule: messenger RNA, 1872 nt
Organism: Mytilus trossulus (common blue mussel)
Lineage: Eukaryota; Metazoa; Mollusca; Bivalvia; Mytilida; Mytilidae
Exons: 2
Coding region: 1-1872 (623 amino acids)
Molecular function (GO): nucleic acid binding; zinc ion binding
Source: RefSeq, a predicted model, not a curated record
AUGAAAGAAAUUUCACUUAUAUUAGAGGAGAGAGAAGAUAACGAAGGUGACAUCGCAAAAUUUACAAAGGCAAGUGAAACAUAUUUUGCAUUGCUUGACGGUGUAACACAGCGCUUAGACGAAUUAAAAAUAUUCGAGGAAGAAAUACAGGAUAAAAUAACAGAUAUUAAGAAAACAGAAUCAGCCACAGACACAAAUGCAAGAACAGAUAGUACAGUUUCAACAGUUACAACUCCAAGAAUUACAGAGGAAAAGUCAACCUUCAACAGGAAGUUAAGACAAUUUUUCAAUACUUACAUAACUGCCAGGGACGCUGCAGAAAGUCAGUCGAAGGAAACACAUACUGGUCCCAGUUUUGAAGAAAAACAGCAGUCUAAAAUCCAGUCAAACAACAGUAAUUUUCAACCAAGAAAACAAUUAUCUGCAGAAGCUCUGAUGACAAUAAAGCCAUUUGGAAAAAACUCAGGCAGUGAAAACUCAAUGGUAUGCAGAUAUUGUGAUGGACACCACUGGAGUGAUGAGUGCAGAAAGUUCAGUACAAUUGAAGACAGAAAGCAGAAAAUCAAGGGUAGUUGCUAUACCUGCCUGAAACCAGGACAUGUUAGUAGAGACUGUAAAUUUGAAAAGGCUUGCUAUCAUUGCAAACAGAAAAAGGGACACCAUAGAAGUCUAUGCCCAAAGAAAAUUCCCUAUCAACAUAAAGAAGUUUCACAUCUAGCUGAUGAAAUGUGUGAAAUAGCUUCAAGUGAAGAGAACGUACCAGAGAAUAGCUUGUUGUCCUCCGGAGAUAUAGUUUUGAUGCAGACAGCUCAAACAACUGUGUCAAAUAUAGAAGUUAAUGAAACAGAAGUAGUAAGACUAUUAAUGGACUCCGGAUCUCAGCGAACAUAUAUUACAGAAAAUUUGGCCAAGAGAUUAAACUUGAAGAAGAAGGCUACAGAGGAGAUAACUCUUGUAACAUUUGGUGCAGAUAAGCCAAAAACAUUUAGAAAACAAAAGGUGUCAUUAAAGAUCAAACUAAAAGAUGGAGUUUGUAUGCUUAUUGAUGCUAAUGUUGUUCCUAAGAUAACAGGAUCAAUACUAAGAACACCUUUACAAAUGGAUGUAUGUGAAAAUGUGAAAUACUUAUGUAAUAAUCUGCAACUUGCUGACACACUGCCCAGUUGCUUAGAAAGUUCAACAAUAGAGAUUCUUAUCGGAAAUGAUUAUUAUUUGGAUAUCAUAUUGCCACAGAAAAUAGAAAUUCGAGAAGGGCUUUAUCUACUUGGCUCUAAGCUAGGAUGGAUCCUUACAGGAAGGUCACAAUUAAGUGAUGAAGAAAGAGAGAACAAAAUGACCAAGCCUGUAAAUAGUUUAUUAUCUAUAACAGAAUACUGUCCCUACUCUACAAUUGACACAUGCUUGAAAAUUAAGCCUUUAACAGAAGAUUCCUUGAACUUGGAAAAUAUUGAAACAAAAGAAUUUCAAUAUCCAUCAGACGAUGAAAACACUUUUAAUAACUUUGUCAUCUCACUCAAAAUGGAAAAUGGAAAAAUUCUGUGCAACCCUCCAGCAAAGAUUCGUGUAGUGAUAAUAAAGGACAACCUUGCACAUAAAAGUUGGAAAAUUGGCCGUAAAUGCCAAUUAAUAGUCAGCCGAGAUGGUCAAAUAAGAUCUGGUAAAGUUAUGCUACAUAAUAAGAAGAAUUUAAACAGAGCUCUGAAUAUGCUUUAUCCUAUAGAAUGUGAAGAGUUAGAUGAGGGCUUAAAAAACUCAGAUACGGAAAAGGAUACUGAGUUGAUAAAUGACAAAACUAGAACUACUCCAGAGAGAACACAAAGACAAGCAGCCCGAACAGCAAUGAAAAAGAUACAAGAACAGUUGGAAUCAUGA